AUGAGGAUCCUCCUGAUCAUUGCAAUUCUUCUGUUCCAGAAGUUCACAGUAACCGAACAACUUAAGAGAUGCUGGAAUCAAUAUAUACAUGGAUACUGCAGGAAAAUAUGCAGAAAAACAGAAGUACGUGAAGUACUAUGUGAAAAUGGAAGAUAUUGUUGCCUCAGUAUUGUGGAACUAGAAGAACGUAAAAAAAUUACCAAACCACCUCGUCCAAAGCCAGUGACAGUAGCACUCACUUUGCCUCAAGAUUAUUUCGUUGAACAGAAUUCUACACACGUCCACAGAAAGCCUACAUAA
This is a messenger RNA of Rangifer tarandus platyrhynchus (Svalbard reindeer), 300 nucleotides long. The record is from the annotation of a GenBank genome assembly. NCBI's taxonomy places the organism in Eukaryota, Metazoa, Chordata, Mammalia, Artiodactyla, Cervidae.